This is a messenger RNA of Chelonia mydas (Green sea turtle), 10256 nucleotides long. It is a transcript of the gene FANCM, whose product is annotated as FA complementation group M. Bases 99 to 6362 code for a protein of 2087 amino acids. The record is from RefSeq and is a predicted model, not a curated record. NCBI's taxonomy places the organism in Eukaryota, Metazoa, Chordata, Testudines, Cheloniidae. Gene Ontology annotation, molecular function: four-way junction helicase activity; 3'-5' DNA helicase activity; ATP binding. Gene Ontology annotation, biological process: double-strand break repair via synthesis-dependent strand annealing; interstrand cross-link repair; replication fork reversal. The transcript is spliced from 25 exons.
GAUUUUCAGGCGCCCGCGGAGAGCCGCCGGCCCCAAGAUGGCGGCGGGGGCGCUGGCGGGCGGGCGCUGAGGGAGGGUCCGGCCGUUCCCCACCGAGCAUGAGCGGCGGCGGCGGGCAGAGGACGCUGUUCCAGAGCUGGGGGGCUGGCGUGAGCCGCGCCCCGGGGGCCCCCUCAGCCCCUCGGCGGGAGGCGGCUGCCGGUCCCGCGCCUGGGCCCGGCCCCGAGGCGGCGGCGGCCGGGGACGAUGACUUGCUGCUGGCGGCGGCGGCGGCCGAGGCCGAGCGGGGCCCGGGCGGCGGGUUCUGCGCGGCGGCGGGCUCGCUGUGGGUCUACCCCACCAACUGGCCGGUGCGCGGCUACCAGGAGCGCAUGGCGCGGGCGGCGCUGCUGGCCAACACGCUGGUCUGCCUGCCCACCGGGCUGGGCAAGACCUUCGUGGCCGCCGUGGUCAUGUACAACUUCUACCGCUGGUUCCCCUCCGCCAAGGUGCUCUUCCUGGCGCCCACCCGGCCGCUGGUGGCGCAGCAGAUGGAGGCCUGCGCCCGCGUCAUGGGCAUCCCGCAGCACCACAUGGCCGAGAUGACAGGGGGUACCCAGGUUCUCAAUCGGAAGGAAAUCUGGCACAAUAAGAGGGUCUUUUUUCUUACUCCUCAAGUAAUGGUAAAUGAUCUUUCUCGUGGAACCUGUCCUGCAGCAGAAAUAAAAUGUCUGGUUAUUGAUGAAGCCCACAAAGCUCUUGGAAACUACGCCUACUGCCAGGUUGUGAAGGAACUGAGCAAAUACACAAACCAAUUCAGAAUCUUGGCUCUAAGUGCCACACCAGGCAGUGACACAAAGGCUGUACAGGAAGUUAUUUCCAACCUAUUGAUAGCACAGAUAGAGCUGUGUUCUGAAGAUUCCCCAGAUAUUCAGCCUUACUCUCAUGAGCGGCAAGUUGAAAAAUUUGUUGUUCCACUUGGUAAAGAACUAGCAGAAAUUCAGAAUGCUUACAUCAGGGUUUUGGAAACAUUUGCUGGCCGCCUGAUUAAAAUUCGAGUUUUGGCACAGCGGGAUAUUCCCAGCCUUACAAAGUACCAGAUAAUUCUAGCAAGAGAUCAAUUUCGGAAAAACCCUUCUUCACGCAAUGCGGGGAUACAGCAGGGCGUAAUUGAAGGAGAUUUUGCUCUUUGCAUUAGUUUGUAUCAUGGUUAUGAACUACUGCUGCAGAUGGGAACAAGAUCAUUAUUUAUCUUCCUGUGUGGAAUUAUGGAUGGAUCAAAAGGCUUGACUCGUGCCAGGAAUGAACUUAGCCGGAAUGAGGACUUCAUGAAAUUGUAUCGGCAACUUGAAAACAUGUUUUCAGACACAUCUGUGACUUCAGCAAAUGGAAAUUUUCUUUACAACAAUAGAACAGGACCUGCAAAUAAAAAUAAAAUCAUCUACAGUCAUCCAAAAUUAAAGAAAUUAGAAGAGGUUGUAGUAGAACACUUCAAAUCCUGGAAGGGAUGUACAGAUCAAAGCAUGUCUGAAAGCAAACCCAGUGAUACCAGAGUUAUGAUCUUCUCCUCAUUUCGAGACAGCGUCCAAGAAAUUGCUGAAAUGCUUUCCCAGCACGAGCCAAUUGUCAGAGUAAUGACCUUCGUUGGCCACUCCACAGGAAAGAGCACGAAGGGCUUUACACAAAAAGAUCAGCUUGAGGUGGUAAAAUGCUUUCGUGAAGGUGGCUAUAAUACACUGGUCUCUACAUGUGUAGGAGAAGAAGGGUUAGAUAUUGGAGAAGUGGACCUCAUAAUCUGUUUUGAUGCUCAAAAAAGUCCAGUUCGUCUUGUGCAGCGAAUGGGUCGAACUGGGCGCAAGCGGAAAGGCAGAAUUGUUGUCAUACUUGCAGAAGGACGGGAACAACGGACUUACAAUCAAAGCCAGUCCAACAAAAAGAGCAUUUACAAAGCAAUUUCGGAAAACAAAAUGCUUCACUUUUACCAGCAAAGCCCUCGUCUGAUUCCUGAGGGAAUAAACCCAAAGUUGCACAAAAUGUUUAUCACUCCUGCAAUAUAUGAACCAAAUAAUUCAAGAUCACUUUCCAAAGAGAGAAGAUCCAGCUCCCUCCAGCAUAAAUCCGCUCUCUUUUCCAUGGGCACAAGCACAAAGCAAACAGACUCUCGUGAAAAUUGGUUCCUAACGUCAGAGGAAUUUGAAGUAUGGAACAGCUUAUACAAACUAAAAGAAAGUGAUGGAGUCAAAGAACCAAUAUUGUCUCAAAGUCACUUUGAAACUUUAGAAAAUAUGGAGGAAAUAGCAGCAUCUCGAGUGGAAGGAGCUCAUGAACUUUCCCUAUCUGAGUGGAGACUUUGGCAGAAUCGUCCCUUUCCUACCUAUCUGGUUGACCACUCGGAUCGUUGCUACCAUUUUAUUAGAGUUAUGGAAAUGAUAGAACUGAUGAGACAUGAAGAGGGAGACUGCAGCUAUGAACGGGAAAUUCAGCCUUAUUUAAAUAUGGACGAUAUUAAAACCUCAAAUGCUCAAAGGAGUAGAUGUCUUUCCACCAGCAACUCCAAGGCUGAGAAGGCAUUUUCAUCCAGAAAAAACGUGGCACAAGGAUCGAAAGUAAAACUUGGUUCGUGUUCCUUAAGUGAACUUGAUACAGAAUGUAUUUCACUGUUUAAAACAACCAACUUCAAGACCACAAAAAGAACAUCUGCAUUAAAUUUGAAAAUGCCUGCAGCAUGUACAGAAGUUAACAUUUUAAAUUCUUUUUCAACCGCAGAAGACGCUGUUUCUGAAUGUACUGUACAUAAAAGUCUACCAGAUAACAGAGAAAAUGUGACAUUUCACUUAAAUGAAUUUACUGCCCCAGGUGAUCUCAGUGGAAAUGUUACUUGUUGUGCAAGUGAAAUAGUAAAGGAAUGUAAAUCUGUAAAUCAAGCCUAUAGUUCACUGAACAGAAACUGUGCAGAUUCUGGUUACAGUAGCUUCACAGAGGAGAAAUCACCAGUUUCACCUAGCUUGUUUUACCUACCGGAAGCAGAGUUGGAUUCAUUUGCACUCACAACUCCAACUGAGGAUCCUUCCUUGAUAAAAAUAAUAUUAACAAAUGUAAAAAGGCUUUUGUCACAGUCUCCUCCACCUUUGAAUAAACUCCAUAAUUGUGAAGGAUUGGACAGAACCAGAGAAGAUGAAAUCCAACAGCCUGUUCCUUUUCAAAAAGUUAUUUCCAACACAUUCACAGAGGGAUUGCAGGGCAAAACCUCUGUCUCUUUCACAGAGUUCCAGAAUCCAUCACUCCCCACUCAGAAAUGCUCAGAAUUAAAUGCCCCCAGUAAAUUGUGUUCCUCUAUAAAUAACUGUCCUUCAGAACCAAGCUUCCUUUCUGAGGCUUUUGUUGGCAAGACAAAUAAUGGUCUUAACUGGGACGACAUCUUUGACUGUGACAAUGGAGAGCACACAGAAAUUCAAAAGGACAAUCUAACAAUGGUAGAUCAUGCUCUGACAAAUAGCCCUUCAGACAGAAAUUCAGUUGACGGGCAUAAAAUGGAUUCUGAAAAGUUCCAGGAAAAUGUGGCCACUGACAGAGAUGAGAGCAUAAAUUUAUUUGAAGAUGAACAUUUUUCUGAUGUUAACAAUGCAAGCCUUUCUAAUUACAAUUGCAAUAAACUUUUGAUGUCAUCAGAUUUGUGUGAUAAAGACGCACCAAGUGCUGGACAAAUUUCUGAAGGGCAUAUUUCAGAUGCGUGCUUUCUAGACAGUGAUACAAACCCCAGAGAAUCACUAAUAAGCUGUAGGACCAGAAAUUUGAAAAUAUCUGAACAUUUGGAUAUUGUAAGCAAACAAUUUCUGGAUAAUGAAGAUCUUUAUGACUGUUCUCAGGAACUGUUUUCCGUUAACUUUGAUCUGGGAUUUUCUAUUCAAGAGUCUGAGGAUGAACAAAUAGACAUGAAUGGUAGUCAAAAUUCAGAUGGUAUCUUGGGCACUCAUGUAGAUGUUAAACCUACUAGAGGUGAAAAUGAGUUAUCAAAUGAUAACUUAAGACAUCCAUCUCCACCAAAAUUGAAAGAUGAAAGCAUUGCAAGAACAAACUUUUCUACACCAUUGCCCUCACAGAAUCAGAGAACGAAUCAAGCAAAACUGACUGAAAACUGUAUCUCAGUCAUUUCUCCUAUGAAGCUAAGAGAAGAAAAGGAACAUGGAUCAUAUGACUCUUUAGCUUCUGCAUUUUCCACACCAAAAGGUAGAAAGGUUAGGAAUGUUAAAGUCCUCAAAAGAAUUUCUAUGAAUGCUUUUUCUAGAAUCAGGCAGGAAAUUCCCCAGAUUUUGCCUACAAAUAAAGUAAAUACCAACACUGUUAAAGUUGGGCUAAAUUCAGCUUUUGAUACACCAGACCUCCCCUCAGGAAAGACUGAAAACCUGGACCACAGACAGCUGCAUGUUUCCCAGAAGUUUCCUAUUGAAGUAGAAAGUAGCAGCGAAAGUGAAGAAGAGAUUGUUUUCCAAAGGAAAAAUAAGAAAAAAGGAAAUGUUUUGAAGUCUCCUGAUGUUAAGAAUAACAGCGAUUUUGAAUCACCAGUUCAUGCUGUCAAGAAGCGUAGACAUCCACUUAACACAUCAGACGUAUCUAGUGAUGAGGGCAUGGAUUUUCACAAGAAAUCAAACAGGACUGUGGAUUGCGACAUGAGCCGUUACAGGAAACAACUAAAAGGUGUCAAAAGGCAAAAGAGUGAUGACAACUUUAUGUUCAAGAGUGCAGCCAGACAAUUUUUAGAUGAAGAAGCUGAACUUUCCGUACAAGAGGCAGAGGAUAUUUCAUCUGAUGAGAGUGAUUCAGAGAACGAACAAAACUCCUCACUCAAUCAAUUCCUUAAUGAUGAGACACAGUUCACAGAGGUUUUAAAUGAUUCUGAGAUGGAAGGAGUUUAUCUAAAAUCUGUGCGUAGCCCAGCUCUCGGCAACAGGUAUAAAAUGGUGCAUAAAGGAUUCAAUAGUAUGGCAGUUUUCUCACAGAUUCCUGAGCAAGAUGAGGCUUACUUAGCAGAUAGUUUCUGUGUCGAAGAGGAGGAAGAGGAAAAUCUCAGGAAAAGUGACGCUAGUGAAGAAGAGGAAGUGUGUGUCAAUUUUGACCUUGUAAUGGAUGAGCGCUCUGCUAGUGGAAGAAAACAAUACUUCACUCGCCGCAGAGUAAAAUUAAACCAGGCCAAGACAGAACAGAAUUGCGCAGUUCCGUUAACAAAGAAAAGGUCCCGAAUUAUUGUUCUUGAUGAUUCUAGUGGGGAUGAAACAAAUGUCAGUAAUCAGAGGCCAGUAAAAACAGCUUCUCCCAGAACAGACUACAGCCAUGCUCACAUACCCAAGUCAUUGCUUUCAGACUCUCCUGGACAGCCUAAAGCUCCUGCUAGAAAGAACUCUAUUCAUCAGCCCCUGGAGAACAAGGAUCAGAGACUAAUUAACCUGAAGGCUUCAGUGUCUGAAGUGCUGGACUUUCAGCCAGAAAGUAGGGGCAGAGGCAGGCUGUCUUCGCUGGCUAUUGCCAACAAUGAUUCGCUGAGAAGGGAUGGGGAUUUUCAGGCAAAACUCAAGGUGGAAGGUUCUUCAAACAACCUCUGUGCAAACACUUCAGAUACAUGGUGCUCUGGUUCCAAGGGAAAUUCUGCUGCUGCACCACCUGUUUCAGCUGGUCUUCUGGAGAGAGAUGCCUCCCUUUGCAUUCUGGUCGACAGUCGUGAGAUCUCCUCUGGAUCAGAAAUAAUUUCCUCCCUGAAAGCGGUUCAUGGAGUAAAGGUGCAGGUUUGCUCUCUCGGAGGCUGUGAUUACAUUGUGAGCAAUCGAAUGGCCGUGGAAAGGAGAACUCAGUCAGAACUGCUGAACAGUAUGAACAGGAACAAAGUUACACAACGGAUUCAGCAUUUGCAGAGCAUGUUCGAGAGGAUAUGUGUGAUUGUGGAAAAGGACAGGAUUAAAGCAGGAGAGACUUCAAGAUUAUUCCAAAGGACCAAGUACUAUGACGCCAUGCUGUCAGCCUUAAUCCGGGCUGGAAUCCGAAUCCUUUUCAGCUCUUGCCAAGAGGAAUCUGCCCAUUUGCUGAAAGAUCUGGCUCUGGUAGAACAGAGAAAGAACGUUGCUAUUCAUGUACCAACAGAAGUGACAGGGGCCAAACAAGAAGCUCUCCGGUUCUAUCUGAGUAUUCCCAACAUCAGCUACGUAGCUGCACUGAACAUGUGCCAUGGCUUUGAUUCUGUGAAGAAGAUGGCUAACAGCUGCCCGAAGGACAUAGCCACUUGUGCCCAAGUGAGUCAGCAGAAGGCUGAAGAGAUCUACCGCUAUAUCCAUUCUGGCUUUGACUUGCAAAUGCUGCCUGAAAAACUUCACACCAAAGGGAAGAGUAACACGUAACAGCAACACACUGAGAGAAACACAAGUCUGGACUCUGGAACUUUGAGGCAAUUUAUUUUUAAUCAAUGCACUUUAUUAUUGUUACAUAUGAUUCACUGUAAAAUAUGUAAAUAAAUCGUUGCACAAAAAGUAUAUUUCUUUAUAGGUGGGAGAGGGGAUGUUGAGUUGUGCUGCUGUGACAGAAUGAGACAGUAUCUAUGAUGUUGGUACUUGGGGGAAGCAUUUGCUGGACCAGGUCCACUCUGGCCAUCCCUCUCUCUCUCUCUCAACAAUUUUUGGAAGAACAGAUCUGUCUUGCAUGGUAACCUAUGUGGCUCUGUCCUUCUCUAGUGGCUGGUCCAUACAUAGGAACGUAUGAGUCUACUUCUGCCUCUGAGCUACAGAACCACGCUUCUUUAAUUUGGGCAGUAAAACUUCGUGUUUUGCAAGGGGCAUGACAUUACAUCUCAGCCCCUCCACUACAGUAACGAGAUGGUACUGCUUUAUAUUUUUUCAUAGCUAGAUGUUACUUGAAAGGUGUUACUAUAUGUAUGCCAAAUAUGGGCAGGGAUCAUGUCAUUCAAACUUUCCCUGGCAGAUGUCCAUCAUGUGGGCAAGCUGAUCAUUGUGUAAAGAUGCCAAAAUGAUUUCCAGAGCCAUCUGAAUUCUCCCUGUCUCUUACUAAUAAUACUUACAGCUUAUUAUGACAUCAGGGUUACAGCAUUGUUACAGCUGAACUGGUUAAUAAUGGAGGCCUAAAUAGCUUGUCUAAAUGAAGCAAGGUUGUCAGCUGAGUGGUAGUACACAUGGCUCCUCUUGUCCAGAGAAUGUAGGAUUAACAUACUGGUCAGGAAUUCUAGCUACUUGUCCACAUAGAAUGGUCUGGAACCACAGCUGGACAGUGGGAUUCCACAGGUAGACUAAAGCUGGGGCCGUUGCUUUGCUGGGUUAUGGAAAGAUAGUAAGCUCCCCACCAAACUGAUCCUUCCACAUCUAGUACAUCUUCAAACUGAGUUCUCACAUCAGGAGUAAAAACUUUAGUGGCUCAUUGUACCCAAUGGCUUUCCGCUCUUGAAACAUUGUUCAAAUGCAGAAACAUGAUGUAAAAAGUUUCGAUAUUCCAGUGCUGAUCCAUUUGUCGUUUUGUUCUUCGGCAAUAUGUAUCCAGGAACCGUUUGAUUCAAUGAUACACAUCGAUGUUAGGGAGCUUAUUCCUUCACCCACUUACUUCCCUGGUCCUUCUCGCAUGAACAGAGAGCAACAAUACCCGAAGUCCAAAGCUGCAGACAAUUCAAUGUUUAUUGGGGUGAACUUCCAGCAAGCAUGAUUCCAGUUUCCUUCCUUAGUGUCCCCCUUCCCAGCUCUGACACCACAGAGCUUUACCUGUGUCCCUGUUCCCAUUCCCUGCCUUAGCAAAACAUGAUUCCAAUUUCCCCCCAGCCCCAUUCCCUGUUCCCAUUCCCACCCCCUUAGCAAAACAUGAUUCCAAUUUCCCCACCCCCAUUCCCUGUUCCCAUCCCCCCCACACACUUCCUGAUUGACUGCAGACUAUACAGUAAAACUUGAGUUCUGCUUAGCUAUACCUUAACCAAUCAUUUUCCUGAAAUUUAACUAACCAAUCCUAACAUAUUGUAACAUGAUUAUGUAACCAAUUAUAUCCCACCACCUUAAUUAGUUUACACACAGCAAAAUUAAUUAUACAGCAGACAGGAACAAUCACAGAACCAGACAGAGAUUAUACAGACAAACAAUAGCAAAGUGGGAACUAUAAUGACAAAACAAUACAGAAGUGAGGAUUUCACAUUCUAGCUAUUGAUAAGUGAGUUCUUGCCAGACAGGAUGCUAUCAAACUAAGUUUCCUUUUACAUUUUCUAGACACUUCCCUUUCUCUGGAGGCGACAGGCACUAUCAGGACAGGAUUGUAUUCCUAACAGCCCAAUAGCACCUUAUUUCAGUGUGACUAGUUUGGAAUGGUAGGAGGUGACCGGUCGCUUCCCAGCUUAUGGCUGCCUCUGCUGCUUAGCCAGAGGCCUUAGCCUAAGAAUAGGGCCUCAGACUGUCACAGUGAGAGAAGGCCCUUACACUGGCAGACAGUGAUUUUGAUUCUUUCUUUUAUACCUCUAACUAGCCAAGUGAUAAGAAUACACCUAAAUUCUUAGAGUUUGGCCUUUACAGACAGGCCUGAAUAUCUAUAUCCUAACAACCAGUAGGGCCAGUGUUUUCUGGCAAUGAAAACGGAGUAAUUUUGGGUAUGUUAAUACAAAAAAAAUGCUAGAGGCAGCUAUGUUGGAGAGAUGGGGGACAGAUGUUGGGCACAGAGGCCUCUACCCUAGAGCCAGCUGUGUGCAGAGGAGGACAGAUGCUGGGCACAGGGGUACAGCCAGGCCAGUUGUUUGUGGGGGAGAGGGGCGAGGUGCUGUGGACGUUGCCGAGAGCAGGUGCGAACACCUUCCACUCUGCGGCAUAGUGAGAGAGCUCAGCAUCCUGCUGCCAAGUGCCUUGCCCAUCCAGGGGGAGCUCCAUGGUGGUUUUGCCAAGCCCAGUCUUGUGUGAGGAAGGGAGAAGCUGGCGGUGAGUCGGAAUAUCAGCCAGGGCCCAGCCUCUGCCCUGGGAAUGAAUCAGGUGUGUCUGGGGAAAAAUCUGAAGGGGGGAGGGGAGGGAAUGUGACCCUAUAUGCCCCACCCACCCUGAAUUGCAAUUCCAGAAAUGAAGAAUCAUUUUGGAAAAAAACAUAGCAAUAGCUGCAAUUUCUGUAAAACACCAGCCCUCACGCCAGGCAACCACGCUCAGCAUGUUGCUGCCACCUUGUGGAAACCGGUGGGGGGGGGAAUCUAUUGGUAGAUGUCUUCCCUUGCUUAAUAUUAGGAGGAUGAGUGAAGAUAAAGAUUUUUAAGAAAGAUUCUGCUAAUGAUAUCUUAGUGAAAGCCUUCCUGUUUCUUUUCCACAGCAACCAGAGUUUGAUUUCAGAAAGACAAUUGUAUGGAUUUUAAGGGUGCCACGUGGAACUGAGGUACCACUGAGCCCUGACGCACCAGCCUGGGCUCCCUCUCACACUGUGCUGCUGUAACAAGCUCCAAAGCCCUCCAGCCUGCACUUUCACCAGCAUUCACACAGUCACCCUAACAGGCCACUGGCAUACAGAAGACUUGUGAUGGAUGAAGUGAACGGAAGAAUGACUACAGCACUAGGGGCCGAGAUCCCCACCUGAGUUCAAUCAACUGGAAUAUAAAGACAUUUAAAGACAAUUGUUGGGGCUCUUUCAUAGCAUUUGCAUAGCUAUGUAUAGUUGAACCAUUUCUGAUAGUAUGGCUAAUCUGAGCUGUCUCCAUUUGGACAUGGAGUAGAGCUUCUCUCACUGCACUUCCAAAGAAUGUCAUAGAUUUCUCUCACUGCACUUCCAAAGAAUGUCAUAGAUUUUUAAGGCCAGAAGGGGCCAUUAGAUCUCCUAGUAUGGCCUACUGUAUAUAUCACAGGCCAAAGAAUUUCACCCAGUUACCCCCUUAGGGAGCCUGAUAACUUCUGUCUGACUGAAGCUUAUCUUCCAGAAAGCAAUCCAGUCUUGAUUUGAAAAUAUCCUUAUGGUCAAUUCCACUGAUGCUGUAGAAGUUACCAGUGUCAAUAAGAGAGUGGGUUUGAUUUGGGGUUAGCUGGCUGAGGUUUUAGGUGGACAAGGCAGAGAUUACACCGUUGGGUAGGAGUAGCAUUAGAUAAAGUGAUGUAUGCUCCGCUAAUUGAAAGUGUGUGGCCAUUUGUGAAUCAGGUUUACAAUUCAGGGGGUUUAUUAGGCCAUGGCUGCUAUUAGAUUCUCAGAAAGAAACUGUAGAUCAAGGAGUGCAUUUUUCCUCAUCUGUACUCAGUGAGGGAAACCGUUUUUUUUUUUUUUUUUAAUAAAGGAUUUGGACCUUUUCAUGCUUA